Molecule: messenger RNA, 1047 nt
Organism: Quercus robur (English oak)
Lineage: Eukaryota; Viridiplantae; Streptophyta; Magnoliopsida; Fagales; Fagaceae
Product: protein DOG1-like 4
Exons: 2
Coding region: 312-1007 (231 amino acids)
Biological process (GO): DNA-templated transcription
Molecular function (GO): sequence-specific DNA binding
Source: RefSeq, a predicted model, not a curated record
CGAAGAGGAGUAUUGUGGUGGUGGAGAAUUACUGUCUCCAAAAGUCCAACUGGUCGUUUAUUCAGUUUGACUCGAUACCUAUAAAUUCUGUUAGUACUAAUAAUAGUGACCGAUGCUGGAAAGUGUGACCAUUUUUCUCUCAACCACGUGGAUCUCUAAAUCAUGCAUGCAUGACAAGUGUCUACCCAACGUGUAGGCAAAGAGCUUUCUUUUGCAGAAAAGAGAAUACAAAUUCUUUUUAUCUCUCAAAGUAAACAGAAAAACACAAAACUGAACGAAACCCAGAAAAGAAUUAUUCAAAUCCAGACCAAAUGAGCAACUUCACAACAUUCACCCACUUCUACGAAAACUGGUUGGAGCAAUUGCACAAGCUGGUGAACCAGUUGUCCUCAGCUCCAAGACCACCCUCUAGCCCAGACCAACACCACCACCUGGUCCAGCUGGUUCACCAGGUGAUGUGUCACUAUGCUGAGUACUACAAGUUGAAGGCACAGGCAACCGAGCGCGACGCAGUGUCGGUGUUGACGGCCCCAUGGGCGAGCUCGCUUGAGCGAUCGCUGCACUGGAUAGCUGGGUGGAGACCCACCACGGCGUUUCACUUGGUGUACACUGAGUCAUCCAUUCGGUUUGAGUCCCACAUCGUUGAUAUCCUCCGCGGCUUACGCACUGGUGAUCUCGGUGACCUCUCCCCCUCUCAGUUCCGCCGUGUCAGCGAGUUACAGUGUGAAACCGUAAAGGAAGAGAAUGCUAUAACGGAGGAGCUAUCAGAGUGGCAGGAUGGUGCUAGUGAGGUCAUUGGCGAGUGUGGUGAUGAGUUCGAGAAGAAGAUCGGACGGUUGAUAAGUGUUAUUAAAAGGGCUGAUGAUCUACGGCUGAAAACGGUCCAGAAGGUGGUUGAGUUGCUUACCCCACAGCAGGCUGUUGAGUUCUUGAUUGGAGCCGCUGAGUUACAGUUUGGGAUCCGUGGCUGGGGGAUCAAUCAUGACCGGCAGCGUACCAAUUUUUGAAAUUCCUUUUUUCAAAUAAGAAUUUUGCUAAUGUGUGCUC